CGCCUUCACCUUCCAGCCAAUUCCACCACACCACCCUUGACUCCUCCACUGUUCUCUUGUCUUGCCCCUCUCUGCUGACGAAAGCGGAGAGACGAGCCGAGACGAACAACGGCCGCCGCCGCCGCAACAAUGCCGUCUCCCCCGCUGCCGUUCUUCGCCGUCCUCCUCGCUUCGGUCCUUCUUCUGCUGCUUCCCCACGCCGCCGACGCCCGCAUCCCCGGCGUGUACACCGGCGGCGACUGGCAGUCCGCCCACGCCACCUUCUACGGCGGCAGCGACGCCUCCGGCACCAUGGGAGGGGCGUGCGGGUACGGGAACCUGUACAGCCAGGGCUACGGGGUGAACAACGCGGCGCUGAGCACGGCGCUCUUCAACGGCGGGCAGCGCUGCGGGGCCUGCUUCGAGAUCAAGUGCGUGAACCAGCCCGACUGGAAGUGGUGCCACCCGGGCUCGCCGUCCAUCCUCGUCACGGCCACCAACUUCUGCCCGCCCAACUACGCGCUGCCUUCCGACGAUGGCGGCUGGUGCAACCCGCCCCGGCCCCACUUCGACCUCGCCAUGCCCAUGUUCCUCCACAUCGCCGAGUACCGCGCCGGCAUCGUCCCCGUCACUUACCGCCGGGUGGCGUGCAGGAAGAAGGGAGGGGUGCGGUUCACGAUGCACGGGUUCAGGUACUUCAACCUGGUGCUGAUCACGAACGUGGCGGGGGCCGGGGACCUGGUGCGCGCCAGCGUCAAGGGUUCAAGCACCGGGUGGAUGCCCAUGUCACGCAACUGGGGCCAGAACUGGCAAUCCAACUCCGUCCUCGUCGGCCAGUCGCUCUCCUUCCGCGUCACCUCCAGCGACCGCCGCACCUCCACCUCCUGGAACGUCGCCCCCGGAGGAUGGUACUUCGGCCAGACCUUCGAGGGCAAGAACUUCAGGGUCUGAUCAUCAUCUGAAAAUCCACCCUCUCUUCUUUCUCGCCGCCGUCAAUCGUCGGUGCCGGUGAUGGAGCUGAAGGAGUUUCAUGUUAUGGUGGAUCUUACAUAUAUAUAGCGAGUAAUUACUACAGCGAUGGAUGACAGUGGUUGAUUAUUAGGGAUGGUCCGGGUUGGUUUGGUGAGUUUUUUUUUAUUUGUCUGUCCUUGGUAGCCUGUGAAUGCAUGAGAGGUGCAAGCAGGGGUCAAACUGGUUGGUGGUGUCCCAAGUCUGGUGUUUGUUAGGGUGGGGUGGGGUGUGAUUGCUCCUGCCGUGUCACCGAGGUCACACAGCUGGUAGUAGCAGUAACAACCAUCAAGUCUGUGUGUCGAGUUUUAUCAGUGGCUGAAGUGGCUGCAGAGCUGCGGCUGAAAAUGGGAGCGGCGAGUGUAGCCCGCAGCUGCUUUGUCUGUCCGUCUUUAAUCGUGUGUCCCUCCCCGUCCCGUGUCAUCUUAUCUUGCAUGGCACGAGCCAGUGUUUUAUUUUUAUCAUAUUGGACCUGGUUGGUUUAUCUAUCUACAAAUGUAUGGUGAUUGGGGUUGUAACUUGUAAGAAGAUCAAUAGUACCAGUAUCAUUACCUUAUGCUUAUUCUGUUA
This is a messenger RNA of Brachypodium distachyon (stiff brome), 1557 nucleotides long. RefSeq names its product expansin-A7. NCBI's taxonomy places the organism in Eukaryota, Viridiplantae, Streptophyta, Magnoliopsida, Poales, Poaceae. Gene Ontology annotation, biological process: plant-type cell wall organization. The record is from RefSeq and is a predicted model, not a curated record. Gene Ontology annotation, cellular component: extracellular region. The transcript has 3 exons. The coding region runs from base 130 to 930 and encodes 266 amino acids.